AAAGAAAAAAUUAAAGCAAAGACAACAACGACGUAAGUAGAAAAGCGUCCGAGUCUAUCCUAGAUAAACGAGGCAGGGAGUUGUCCAUAGAGAUCCACGAGUGGGACCCACAACAUUGACUUCCUUUCAAAUUUCAAACAUCAUAGGCGCGUACCCACCAUCUCGCAACUGGAUUGAAAGUUUGGUUGCCCGGAAAUCACCAACUUAAAGCGGCAUAUUAUAAGAAAAGUUGUUAUUAGCUGCGGAUGUCUACUAUCAGUGCGCAAAGAACUACAAGUACAAGAGAGCAUGACGGUGGAGGCACUAAUAAAGCUUUUAUCCGAGUAAAUCAGACAAAUUUUGGAUUUUACAAGAAAGCCACAGGUCGAAUACACGAGGUUCUGGUCAUGUCUGGCAGAAGCUCUGGCGUUGAUGCAAAGUUGAAGUCAUGCUUCUGAGACAUUAGCUAUGUAUGCAGUUAUUCCCAGUUCCUCUUUUCGUGCGG
Messenger RNA from Serpula lacrymans var. lacrymans S7.9, 484 nucleotides. RefSeq lists its product as uncharacterized. The record is from RefSeq and is a predicted model, not a curated record. The transcript is spliced from 3 exons. NCBI's taxonomy places the organism in Eukaryota, Fungi, Basidiomycota, Agaricomycetes, Boletales, Serpulaceae. The coding region runs from base 246 to 437 and encodes 63 amino acids.